UGGUCGUCGAGGCGAAAGUGUUAAGAUGAGUGUAAUUCUUCCAAUACAUGGUUUGUUGAAGGAAGCGUUGCCUGCAUGCGGGGGGCGCGUGAUCGAAUUGGAAGAAACAGAUCAACCAAAAAAUAUAGCAUCAAUCGAUGAUUAUGAAGAUAGCGUUACAGCUUCUAUAGUAGCUACAAUAUCCCAAGAUCUGACAAUGCCUCCCAAGCCUUCCAUCUUCAGAACCCCUACCAUACUCUCCAGGCAUAAUCCACAAGCUUACAUUCCUGGUGCAUUUUCCUUUGGCCCUCUUCAUCAUAAAAAUCCAAAUAUUUCAUACUUGGAACGAACAGAAAAAAUCAAAGAGAGGUAUCUGAAAAGCCUUAUCUCUAGGUUACACUCUCCUGAGACAAUGCCAAGGGAACUUGUGAGAUCCAUCGCAUCCGUAGAGAGAGAAGCUCGUAAAUGUUAUGCAGGACCAAUCGAUUGCACCCCAGGUGAGUUUGUAAGAAUUUUGAUAACCGAUGGUUGCUUCAUCAUUGAGUUGUUCCGCAAGCAUACUUAUACUGACCUUAGAGACAGAGAUGAUCCAAUUUUUACAAUGGCUUGCAUGCUUCAAUUUCUCUACAAUGACUUGAUGUUGCUGGAAAACCAAGUACCUUGGAUGGUACUUGAGCGUUUGUUUGCCAUGACCAUGGAAUGUGAUAGACCCCAAAAGCAGCUUGUGCAACUCGUAAAAGAUUUUUUUUCUCACUUUUUGUCAUCCAAAAUGCCUCCUCCUGUGGUCUUGAAUGAUCUCUGGAUCGGAGACAUCGAGCAUAUUCUCGAUCUGCUUAGAAAAUGGUUGAUUUUAUCAAUCAAAGAAGAUGAAUACAUAAACAAAUCGGCAUGGCAACCUAUGCCUUCCGCCACGAGCCUAGUCGAGGCUGGCAUCAAAUUUAAAAGGGGCAAGUCCAACAUGAGCAUCCUGAGCAUAAACUUUAACGAUGGUGUCCUUGAGAUCCCUCCCUUACUAAUUCAAGAAACGACAGAAACCGUCUUUCGUAAUCUUAUCGCUUUUGAACAGUGUUACCCCAAAUGUGAAGCUAAGUUCACUUCAUAUGCGGUACUCCUAGACAACCUCAUUAGCACUUCGAAAGAUAUCAACAUACUUUGCAAGAACAACAUUCUUGAUAGCUGGUUGAACCCAGAGGAUGCAGUCCAGUUUUUUCGCAAGCUUUAUCACAAUACUUAUGUCAAGGAAUACCAUUACCUACAUAUUUGCCAGAAAGUGAAUGAAUAUUGCCAACGUCGUUGCCCUAGAUGGCGUGCAGCUUUGGUGAGCAAUUAUUUCUUCACUCCAUGGGCUGGUACUUCGACAGUGGCUGCUGCUGUGCUGUUGCUGCUCACAUUGGUACAAACUGUGUUCACCGUAAUAAAAAAAUAGUCUUGCAGUCAGACUUGUAACUUAAUUGUUAUACAACUCGUCCCUACAAUAAACUUCUUUUCAUUGCUUUGUACAAAAAGGCUAGUGUUUAUUAUUAUUUUUUUCUUUGUUUUUUUUUUUUUUCACAGGCAUGCAAGAGUGUUGCUUGCUGUACGUGCAGUUUGUAUUUUUUUUUUAAUGGAU
This is a messenger RNA of Carya illinoinensis, 1588 nucleotides long. Its product is annotated as UPF0481 protein At3g47200-like. The record is from RefSeq and is a predicted model, not a curated record. The transcript has 2 exons. The coding region runs from base 26 to 1405 and encodes 459 amino acids. NCBI's taxonomy places the organism in Eukaryota, Viridiplantae, Streptophyta, Magnoliopsida, Fagales, Juglandaceae.